This is a messenger RNA of Ordospora colligata OC4, 1476 nucleotides long. RefSeq lists its product as uncharacterized. NCBI's taxonomy places the organism in Eukaryota, Fungi, Microsporidia, Ordosporidae. Gene Ontology annotation, cellular component: endoplasmic reticulum. The transcript has a single exon. The record is from RefSeq and is a predicted model, not a curated record. Gene Ontology annotation, molecular function: protein-folding chaperone binding; misfolded protein binding. Gene Ontology annotation, biological process: protein folding in endoplasmic reticulum. Bases 1 to 1476 code for a protein of 491 amino acids.
AUGGGAUGGCUGGUGAUGCAAAAAGCAAUGGUUGCUCUAGUUUUUGGCUUAGUUGCAGCAAUACGCGACUUAGGAGUGGAGGUAAGUAAGAUAGAAAAUGCAGUCAGGAGUGGAAAGGUUUCUGAAGCAAAAGUGAUGUUUGAUGAACUGAUGAGUGAGUUUGGAGGAAAUGAUGUGCUUGAAAAGAAGCACGUGGAUCUUUUGAUGCAGAGUGGAGACUACAAGACCGUGGUUAGUAGAUAUGGGCAAAAUAGUAAAAUGCUUACGGACGUUGUCAAGGCAGAAAGAAAUCAAUCUAUAUUGAACAGCAACAAUGUAAAACUGAUCGCCUCACUGAUAAAUGAAGCACCAUAUAGCAUAGAUGUUCUGAAGGCAUACAUCAAGAUGUGUCUCAUUGAAGAGAAGUUUCAGGAGGUUAGGAAGUUUGUUAAGAAGGCGAGUGUUCUAUUUCCAGAGGAUGUUGAGCUGAAGAGUUUGCAAAUGCAGUUGUUUUUCUUGACUCGGAUGCCAGCAGCAGGAAUACACAUGAUGCGCGAAAUAGGAAAUGCAGACAUGUCGAGGAAGAUUGAACGUUUGUUUGAUGAAUAUACAAGAAUAAUUGACGGCAAUAUGACAAGCAAGGUCACAUAUGUACAGAUGAAAGAAUUGCUGAAACGUAUUGAAGAAGCAGAAUUUUCAAUUAAUUUCUUUCCAAGCAUAUUUAUGCAAUUAAAGCUGGAUGUGUUAUUUGGAAUGUGCAAAAAUGGAAUUGAGGACGAUUUUAUCAACUUUGUAUCAGGAGAGUUCGAUGUAAGUAAAGGUAAACCCGUAGGAAUAUCUCUAAAGCCAUUAUCUGCAAGGAUCGAAACAUUGCAGAAGAAGAGAGGAGAUGAUGAAGUAAUGUAUUUGUACGUGAUUUCACAAGCGCUUGAAGGGAACAUCGACCAAGCAGAAGCGAUAUGCCGUUCACAUACAUUCAAGUAUGGACCCAUGAAACGAGAAGCAAUGAGAAAGGUUGCAUCAAUAAAGAGUAAGAUAGAAGAUGCAAAGGCAAAGAAAGAAAGAGAAAGAUCGCAAAGAGAAAGGCAAAGAAGCAGACAUAUGUCUCAAGGGAAUCAGAACGAUAUUUUGGGAUACUACAAAGCAUUGGGGCUUAAUCCUGGACCAAAGACAACAGAUGUAGAGAUCAAAAGAGCAUACAAAAAGAUGGUUGUUAAUGGAAUGAAGAAUAAGGGCGAGGCAGAAAAGAAGAAAUGGGAAGAUACACACAAGGUAAUCAACAAGGCACUUGGGGUUCUUACCAAUAAGGAAAAACGCGAGAUGUAUGAUAGAGGGAUAGACCCUGACAACCCUCAACGACUUAACGGAUCCGGGCAUUUUGGAGAAGACAUAUUUAAUGAGUUUUUUAAGAAAGGUUUCGGUAAUUUUGAGUUUUUUGAGUUUUCUCCAAAUGGCGGACGAAGAGGAAACACAAGAACAACGUAUUUUUAUUUCUAA